Hydra vulgaris (swiftwater hydra) is the source of this 1556-nucleotide messenger RNA. RefSeq lists its product as uncharacterized. Gene Ontology annotation, biological process: amino acid transmembrane transport. Gene Ontology annotation, molecular function: amino acid transmembrane transporter activity. The record is from RefSeq and is a predicted model, not a curated record. NCBI's taxonomy places the organism in Eukaryota, Metazoa, Cnidaria, Hydrozoa, Anthoathecata, Hydridae. Gene Ontology annotation, cellular component: membrane.
UAAGGUGCGACAGUUGAUAGAAUCUGAACAAUUUUAUCAACGCUCCAUUUAAUAACAAAUGAGUGCAAUUUUAUCCUCAAGUUAAUAAUAACAAUAAUGGAGAAUGAAAAUCAUAUUGAAAAAGUGACGAAAACAAAAUUUCUAAUUGAAGAUGGAGAAAAUGAAUUACUUUUACCAUACUUAAGUAAAAAAGGUUUAUCAUGGCAGUUAGCAAUUUUAUUUAUUGUAGGAGAAAUUCUUGGUAGAGGUGUUGUUGCCAUAGGCGAUGCAGCUGUAAAUACAGGUUGGUGGAGCAUUAGUCUUAUGAUGAUCAGUUUUUUCAGUAAUUUGUUUAUGACAAAGAUUUUAGUUGAAAUAAUUACACUGAUUGGAGAAGAAGCUCAUAAAACCCGUGAUCCAUAUACUCGAGCAGUUGAAUGUGCCUUUGGAAAAAAAGCAAAAUUGAUUUCAACAUUUAUUCUGCAUUCAUAUACUAUAUUUGUGACUACAGUUUAUCUAUUGCUUUCUACAGAGUUGUUAAUUAUGUUUUUUGAUGAGUUUGUCCCAAGUAUGACUACUACUCUUGGACUUCGUCUGUGGUUGUGCAUUGUUGUAGUUAUAUUGAUUCCAAUUACUUGGUUAGGAACACCUAAUGAUUACUGGGUUAUUGCAUUAGGUGCUUCACUCACUAUAAUAUGCGCUGCAAUACUUGUUUCAACCAGCUUAUUGCUUAAUCCUCCUUCUGAUAUUAGCAAGGUGCCUGUUCGUAAUGUUACACCUGUAACUUUUUUUUUUGGAAUGGGAUCUAUCUUGUUUGCAUUUUGCGGAAUUCCAUUUCUGCCAAAUAUUCAAAGUGAUAUGAAAGAUGGCAAAUUAAUGUUUAAAUCUUCUGUUUUUUCCUAUGUUAUUGUAGCAUCAGUUUAUAUUCCAGUUGGAAUUCUUGGAAUUGUUUUGCUCGGUAAUAAUAUCAACCCAAAUGUUAUUUUAAAUAUUGUAAGUCAAUCUUUAAAAUUACAAAAUGGUUAUAUGAAGGUUGUUUUAAAGAAUCUAGCGUAUACUGCAUUAGUUCUUCUUGCUGGGCAUUUUUUAUUUGCUUACAACCUCAUAUUCAACAAUCUUGCUCAAGAAUUAGAAGAAAUAAUCAAAAUAAAACGAGUAUUUUGUUGGCAAAGAUGUCUUCUUCGAGCUAUAUUUGUUUUAUUAACUUUGGUAUUUGCCCAAACCAUCCCUAAAUUUGAAAUUAUCUUAUCGCUGGCUGGUGGUGUACUAAUCACCACACUCUCUUACGUUAUUCCUUCUUUAUUGUACAUUAAGCUUAUUGAUAAUGUGAGUAUUUCUUAUACAUGCAUAAUGGCAACGAUAUGUACAUUUGCAGCAAUAGUGUGUUUUGGUUCAAUUUAUUCGAAUGCCAUAAAAAUUUAUAAUUUUUAUAAAAAUCCAGUCUAGUUGUUUAUUGCUUUCAAGUUAUAUAAAAAAACAAAUUUUUAUUUCACGUUAACAUUUUUAUACUGCUUUUUUAGGAUUAAUUUUUUUGUUUUCUUAAUAACCUUUUUCGAAGUUAUUUUUUUUUAUCUGUG